UCACUCUUGUGACCACUCGCUCCUUCUGUCACUCUGUCAUCACUGCCAUCUCCAUUCGCCCUCUCUCCUGCUCUUUCACUCCCACUCAUCUCUUCCUCUGGCUCAUUGCAGCCCUCCCCUCCCCCGCAGGUACUCACGGCACAGUAGAUGGGGCGAAGGGAGAUGAGGCGCUCUGUGUGAUAGGAGAGGGAGCCGCUGAAGGCGUCCCAGCUGGGGUACUCGCCUCUCUCCAGGAUAAACUGCUGGCCCUGGAAGCUGUGGUGCUCGAAGCCCACCCAGCUGGAGACACGAGGGGGAAGAGGUCACAUGGUCAUCAUGUCUGCCGGGGGAGAGAAAUCCAAGUCUGCUUCUCAGACUGAUGGGAAGGCAGCUCAGAACAAGAUGUCAGAGAUGGGCAUGAUGUCCUACAAGAUGUGCGUGUACGACCAGGAGAACUUCCAGGGCCGCUGCAUUGAGAUCACCGGCGAGUGCAUGAAUGUGUGUGACAUGGGAAUGGAUAGGGUGCGCUCCCUGCGUGUCGACUCUGGACCCUUCGUGGGCUUUGAGCAGAUGAACUUCUGUGGUGAGAUGUUCAUCCUGGAGAAGGGCGAGUACCCCCGCUGGGACUCCUGGAGCAACUGCCAGAAGAACGACUACCUGCUGUCCUUCAGACCAGUCCGCAUGGAUCCUGAGAAGCAUAAGAUCUGCCUGCAUGAGGUCGGAGAGUUCAAGGGUCGUAAGAUGGAGAUCAUGGAUGAUGAUGUCCCCAGCCUGUUUGCUUACGGUUUCACCGACAGAGUCGGCAGCAUCAUGGUCAGCUGUGGAACCUGGGUGGGUUACCAGUUCCCCGGCUACCGUGGCAGCCAGUACUUGCUGGAGAAGGGCGAUUACAGGCAUUUCAACGAGUUCGGCGCCCGCUCCCCCCAGAUGCAGUCCAUCAGGCGCAUCCGGGACAUGCAGUGGCACCCACACGGCUGCUACACCAUUACCUCCAAAUGAAACCCAGCGAGGCCGAGGAAGAGAGGGAUCGGAGGAGGGAUGAAGGCAGAAGGCGGGCAAAGAGAUGGAGGGGAAGCAGUGGGGAAGGCGAAGCGGGAGAAGAGGGAGAGGGUGUAAUAUUUUCCUCCUCUGUCCCAAAAAUACUCUUGGUGGUUUUAAGUGCAUGAUGGAGGGAAAACAGCAGCUUGUUAAUUCUAGCUGGUGGAGCAUUGAAAUCCACUGAACAAUGAAACGUUAUUCAAAAUGUAGCAGAGGAAGAAGGAGAUAAUUACACGCAGCGAUAAUAAAUGCUCUCUCCAUUUUUGUUCUCCCCCCUCUCACCAUCUCUGUUUGUCAGCUCCUCUCUCUCCUUCCCUCCCUCCUCUCUCCCCCUCACACACUUCUCUCCUGUAUCCCGCCGACGUCAGCCCCUCACUCAGCCCGGUAGAGGCCGACAGGAGAGGUGGUGGGGGAGACCAGGGGUUGAGGUGGGGGUACCAGUGUGGAUAUUGUGUGUGUUUAUGUGAGGGGAUCCGAGACAGAAGGAGGCCACAACAAGAGCGUGGAUGCAAUUUCUCUGUGCUCAGAGCCUGAAGCCACAUCAACCCUGAUCCCCAAUAAAGCAUCUCACAUCCUGCUCCACUUGAAA
Messenger RNA from Hippoglossus stenolepis (Pacific halibut), 1606 nucleotides. RefSeq names its product crystallin, beta B1, like 2 (gene crybb1l2). The coding region runs from base 307 to 978 and encodes 223 amino acids. The transcript is spliced from 6 exons. Gene Ontology annotation, biological process: visual perception; lens development in camera-type eye. NCBI's taxonomy places the organism in Eukaryota, Metazoa, Chordata, Actinopteri, Pleuronectiformes, Pleuronectidae. The record is from RefSeq and is a predicted model, not a curated record. Gene Ontology annotation, molecular function: structural constituent of eye lens.